This is a messenger RNA of Orycteropus afer afer, 819 nucleotides long. The record is from RefSeq and is a predicted model, not a curated record. NCBI's taxonomy places the organism in Eukaryota, Metazoa, Chordata, Mammalia, Tubulidentata, Orycteropodidae.
AUGAGGGCAAGGUCCCAUGAGUACAAUCAGUGCGGAAAGGCCGUGAGAAGGAGCCCAGGCCUCACAUGGUGCACGGGGAGCCCGCCGGGCGAGAAGACCCACAGGUGUGCUGAGUGUGGGAAGGGCUUCCGUCACCUGUCCUCCCUGAGAAGACACAUGCGCACCCACUCGGGCGAGAGCCCCUUUGCGUGCCACCACUGUGGAAGCGCCUUCUGUCACCAGUCGUCCCUCAAGACUCACAUGAGGACCCACACAGGUGAGAAACCAUACACGUGCGGCCAGUGUGGGAAGCGCUUCAGCACGCGCUCCUACCUCACGGUGCACACGCAGAUCCACACUGGUGAGAAGCGCUACGCCUGCGGCGCCUGCGGGAAGGCCUUCAGCAGGAGCUCCUACCUCCGCGUGCACCAGCGGACCCACACGGGGGAGAAGCGCUACACGUGUGGGGACUGUGGCAGAGUCUUCGGUCACUCGUCCAACCUGCGGAGGCACGUGCGCACCCACACGGGGGAGAAGCGCUACCGGUGCGGCCGCUGCGGCAAAGCCUUCGUGCAGAGCUCCUCCCUGGUGGUGCACAGCAGAACCCACACCGGCGAGAAGCCCUACCCAUGCCCCAAGUGUGAGAAGGCCUUCAUCGACACCUCGUCCUUCCGGAAGCACGUGCGGACCCACUCCAGGGAGAAGCCCCAUGCCUGUGUGCAGCGCGGCAAGGCCUUCAGUCGCAGCACGCCACUCGUGGUGCAUAAGCGAGCCCACGCCGAGGAAAACCUCAGGAACGGGGUGGACAUGAGGUUGCCUUUGUCCCCAUCCCUCCCUUAG